AUGUAUUAUUUUACCUUAAAGUCAAAUGCUUGUGUAAAUGUCAACGCUUCUAUUGCAUCAUUUUUACAUACCAGUGUGUUUGAGAUAGGUACUUGUAAGCCGCUCUACAUGGCCUACUACACUACCGAAUAUUACCUGCUGGGAUUUCCAGGACUCCAUCCAGUGUAUUAUGAAGCUGUGGGAUUCCUAUUGUUCUUUGUCUACUUAAUGCUGGCGGGAGGAAAUAUCUUUAUAAUUUCAUUUAUUACAUAUGAGAAAAGCCUUCAUAAACCCACCUAUUUAAUAUUCUGCAAUCUUGCUGUGUGUGAUAGAACUGUCACACUGCCUAAAGCCAUUGCUAAAUACUUUUGCAAUAUUAGUGAGAUAACCUUUUUAAGCUGCUUCAUGCAAAUGUUUUUUGUUAACUACUUAGGGAGCAUAAACUCUUUCUUAAUGCUAUUGAUGGCAAUUGAUCGAUUUGUUGCAGUGAGUAAUCCGCUGAGAUACUGUGUGCUUAUAACAAACAAAACAUGGCUGAUGAACAUGAUGUGCAUCUCAUGGCUGACAUUUAUGGUUUGUAACACCUCCGAUGAGCCCUAUUGCAGUUCCAACGUAAUAACCCAAAACUAUUGUGACCACAAUUCAAUUAUUAAACUAUCUUGUGGAGAUAUACAGCAAUAAAAGUUUUAUUCGUUUACAUUUGCUAUGUUUGUUCUGUUGGGCCCUUUGAUAUUUAUUAUCUUUUCUUUUACUGCCAUCAUCAUUUCUGUCUUCAGAAUAUCUGACACCCAGGCCCGAUUUAAAACGUUCUCAACUUGCACUCCUCAGCUUCUGAUCAUCUGUCUGUAUUAUGUUCCCAGAUGUGUUGUUUUUGUGCACGAUGUGACAAUUGUGAUUUCACCAGGCAUUCGGGUUAUGUUAAUUAUGUGGAACACUUUGAUCCCACCUAUUGUUAAUCUGAUUUACUGCUUCAGAACCAAAGAGAUCAAAGAUGCAAUCAAGAAAAAACUUAAAGACAGGAAAGGGAACAUGCAGAUAUGA
Messenger RNA from Danio aesculapii, 1020 nucleotides. It is a transcript of the gene or30bx1, whose product is annotated as odorant receptor, family 30, subfamily BX, member 1. The record is from RefSeq and is a predicted model, not a curated record. Gene Ontology annotation, biological process: G protein-coupled receptor signaling pathway. Lineage: Eukaryota; Metazoa; Chordata; Actinopteri; Cypriniformes; Danionidae. Gene Ontology annotation, cellular component: membrane. Gene Ontology annotation, molecular function: G protein-coupled receptor activity; olfactory receptor activity.